AUGAGCGCAGCGUUCCCGCCGUCGCUGAUGAUGAUGCAGCGCCCGCUGGGGAGUAGUACCGCCUUCAGCAUAGACUCGCUGAUCGGCAGCCCGCCGCAGCCCAGCCCCGGCCAUUUCGUCUACACCGGCUAUCCCAUGUUUAUGCCCUACCGGCCGGUGGUGCUGCCGCCGCCGCCGCCGCCGCCACCCGCGCUGCCCCAGGCCGCGCUGCAGCCCGCGCUGCCGCCCGCGCACCCUCACCACCAGAUCCCCAGCCUGCCCACCGGUUUCUGCUCCAGCUUGGCGCAGGGCAUGGCGCUCACCUCCACGCUCAUGGCUACGCUGCCUGGAGGCUUCUCUGCAUCUCCCCAGCACCAGGAGGCGGCGGCCGCCCGCAAGUUCGCGCCGCAGCCGCUGCCGGGUGGCGGCAACUUCGACAAGGCGGAGGCGCUGCAAGCCGACACUGAGGACGGCAAAGGCUUCCUGGCCAAGGAGGGCUCGUUGCUUGCCUUCUCCGCGGCCGAGGCUGUGCAGGCGUCGCUGGUCGGGGCUGUCAGAGGGCAAGGGAAAGACGAGUCAAAGCUGGAAGACGACCCGAAGGGCAAGGAGGAGAGUUUCUCACUGGAGAGUGAUCUGGACUACAGCUCGGAUGACAAUCUGACUGGCCAGGCGGCUCACAAGGAAGAAGACCCCGGCCAUGCGCUGGAGGAGACCCCGCCGAGCGGCGGCGCGGCGGGCAGCACCACGUCCACGGGCAAGAACCGGCGGCGGCGGACUGCCUUCACCAGUGAGCAGCUGCUCGAGCUGGAGAAGGAGUUCCACUGCAAAAAGUACCUCUCGUUGACCGAGCGCUCGCAGAUCGCCCACGCCCUCAAACUCAGCGAGGUGCAAGUGAAAAUCUGGUUCCAGAACCGCCGGGCCAAGUGGAAACGCGUCAAGGCUGGCAAUGCCAAUUCCAAGACAGGGGAGCCCUCCAGGAACCCCAAGAUCGUCGUCCCCAUCCCCGUCCACGUCAGCAGGUUCGCCAUCAGAAGUCAGCAUCAGCAGCUGGAGCAGGCCCGGCCCUGA
This is a messenger RNA of Neogale vison (American mink), 1047 nucleotides long. RefSeq names its product gastrulation brain homeobox 2 (gene GBX2). The record is from RefSeq and is a predicted model, not a curated record. The transcript is spliced from 2 exons. Gene Ontology annotation, cellular component: nucleus. NCBI's taxonomy places the organism in Eukaryota, Metazoa, Chordata, Mammalia, Carnivora, Mustelidae. Bases 1 to 1047 code for a protein of 348 amino acids. Gene Ontology annotation, biological process: regulation of transcription by RNA polymerase II; regulation of nervous system development. Gene Ontology annotation, molecular function: DNA-binding transcription factor activity, RNA polymerase II-specific; RNA polymerase II transcription regulatory region sequence-specific DNA binding.